Messenger RNA from Sinocyclocheilus rhinocerous, 1798 nucleotides. Its product is annotated as zinc finger protein 503-like. Lineage: Eukaryota; Metazoa; Chordata; Actinopteri; Cypriniformes; Cyprinidae. The record is from RefSeq and is a predicted model, not a curated record. Gene Ontology annotation, cellular component: nucleus. Gene Ontology annotation, biological process: negative regulation of DNA-templated transcription. The transcript is spliced from 2 exons. The coding region runs from base 1 to 1365 and encodes 454 amino acids.
AUGAUCACACUGCCUCCGGAGUCUGCUGUGUUUAGUGUGGUUGAUCUCAAGAAGCGACACCGGGAACCGUUCCUGCACUCGCCGCCUCCCGCGGACCGUUUGCCCGUUAAAGCGUUGAAAAUGCUGAGCGCUCGGACCGGACACAUCCUGCACCCGGACUAUCUGCAGCCGUUACCGUCCGCUCCCAUCAGCCCCAUAGAGCAUCAGUUGCAUGAUUUUGAAUAUUUUUUAAUAUUCUGCAAAUCCAGCCAGCUGAAGAUCAGCGACAUCGGGGCCGAGGACAAAUCUAGUUUCAAGCCAUACGGCAAAUCGUCAGAGAGAAAAGACAAGGGUUCGGAUAAAUCGGGUUUCCGCGUGCCGAGCGCCUCCUGCCGGCCGGUCACGCCUCGGAGCCCGAGCUCCUGCAGCUCCGUCUCUCCUCAACCCGGAUCGGGGGAUAAAACGGGGAAGAAGGAACGCGACGCGGCUAAAACGCCGGAUGCAUCUGGAAUGAGAACCGAGAGCGAGACGAGCAAACAGGAUGUUUCCAAACCAUCCGUGUCCGACAGCAUCCCGGCGUCUUCAGUAUCAUCCGCUCUCGGAUCCGGACUCGUCGCGCCGGUUUCCCCUUACAGACCGGGUCACACCGUAUUCACACCUUACCCUGGAGCGUACCCCGCUUACCCUCAACCCUUCCUAUCCCACGGCGUGACUCUGGAUCAGAGCAAGCCCGGCGGCGGUCAGCUGAUUAAUGCUCAGCUGUCCGGUGCUCUCAGCAGCAAGGCGGGGUCCAGUCCCCUCGCCGGAGCCUCUCCUCCAUCCAUCAUGUCCAGCGGUCUGUGCAGAGACCCAUUCUGCUUGAGCUACCACUGCGCUAGCCAUCUAUCAUCCAGCGGCUCGCACGACAGCGCCGCCGCGGCCUUAAAAUCCGGAUACACACUUAUGUACCCCAGCCACUCCCUGCACCCAUUACCCCCCUCUACACCCUCGUUCCCGGGACACCCGUUAUACCCGUAUGACUUCGUGCUUCCCAAUGAUUCCCAGACGCACGUUUGCAACUGGGUUUCUGCGAACGGUCCGUGCGACAAGCGCUUCUCGUCUUCGGAGGAGCUUCUGAGCCAUUUGCGGACUCACACUGCGUUCGCUGAGAAACUGGUUAUGGGAUAUCCCAACUCUUUAACCAUGGCUUGUCAUGUGCCAGGAGCCCCGCUGGUGCUCAGGACCCCUCAUCUCGGGUUCGGCUCACGGUAUCAUCCGUACUCCAAAAGCCCGUUACCGACGGGCAGCGUGCCGGUUCCGGUUCCCACCGCAACCGGCCCGUUUUACUCUCCAUACGCUCUUUAUGGACAGAGACUGACCACUGCGUCUGGGCUCGGAUAUCAGUGAGAAACUGAAUUUAAAAAAAAUAUUUUUUUUUUAUGUUUUUGUUCGCCUCAGAACUAACUAGUGGACCAUUAUUUAUUAAAGUUAGCUUCAAAGCGAAUGAAAUAAGGCUCACAUGGCUUUAUUUAAACUGUUACAGACGUAAUUCUCUCAUAAGAAACAAGCCACACUGUGUAAUGUCUUAUAGCCAAAAUUUGCAUGUUUAUUUCUAAAUUUACUUGAACUAUAUUUUAAAGUUUGUGGGGGAGAACUGUUUUUACUGUGCAACUCAGGGAAAAACGACAGCAAUUAAAGAAUAACUCGAUUCAGUCUGCUUGUUUUGGUGCACUAGUUCGUUGUCUGUUUGAGUUUGGAAUGCAUUGGUUGAUUUAAACACUAAAAACAAGAUUUUAUAUGUGGCGUUUGGCUCCAUUUGUAAUCUGCAUCACAUUAUGUU